Molecule: messenger RNA, 1242 nt
Organism: Symbiodinium natans
Lineage: Eukaryota; Dinophyceae; Suessiales; Symbiodiniaceae
Source: the annotation of a GenBank genome assembly
AUGGCUGCUGAGUUAUGCCACUUCGUGUCCAUGCUGCUUCAAAAUGCCGUGCAGUCAUACCGCCAAGACCUUGAGAAGAUUGGAUGCGUGACGGUAGCGUCGCUUUGUGCCGGGCUAGACAUGCUGCAGUACAUCGCAGACUACGCUUUGCAGGUUUGGCCAAGCUUGCACAUGUCUUCGGAGUUGCAGUUCCGCUAUUUUUGUGCCGAGCUUGAUCCUGUCAAGCGCUCCUUGCUUCUAGCACGUAAGCACCAACGGCUGCAGGUGGACCAUGUUUUUGGGGACAUUCGCAUGCUGAGGAAGCCCUGCUUCGAUUUCAAGACACGCAAGUUCGUGAAGCCUCAAGCGCCACAAAUUCUGAUAUGCGGUUUUGCCUGUCAAGAUCUCUCCACGCUGAACAACCACCCAAAGCCUUUUGAUCUCCAAGAUCCGAACCAUGGUGUCUCGGCCAGAACUUUCCACACUACCCUGCAGUUGAUACAGCAGUGGCAGCCAAGCUGGGUGAUCAUGGAGAAUGUCCCGGGCAUUUGCAAGGCAGCUUUGCGAACAGUGCUCCAGCUCAUGUUUGAAGCCGGGUACUACAGCGCCCAUGCGAAGUUGAAUGCCAUGCAGUUUCGGAAGCGCAUUCCCAGCUGCGCCCGUGGCAGGCCGGAGGCAGUUUUCCAGAAAGUUCCGGCUCUCCUCCAAGGAUAUGUCAGGCCAUCCUUGCAACAAGUCUUGGACAGCCUGCCUCCUUGGGUUCGAAGUCGCUCGCGGGGUCGGGGAGUGCGAGCUUCAAAGGGCAAGAGAUGGCUGGUGCGAUCCUGGAGAUUCGAGAAGAAGCAUGGGCUCGCAACUGAUUCCUUAGCUUCGUUGAGGGCCAGACUGUCCAACGUGCCUGCUGCCCAGAAGCUCACCCGCCAGCAGAUGCGACUGCUCGUAAGUCGCAUGGCCUACCUCCAGAAAGAAGGUCAGGUUGACGAGUCAUUCGAUGAUUGGGUCUUUGGCCUAGAUCAGAGUGUUGACCGCGCUAUCGUACUGCGUGCUUGCACGCCAUGCGUUACACCUAACUGCGUGUUUUGGUACCAAAACCGGCUGAUGAACCCAUGGGAAAUGGCAGCCUUGCAGGGCGUGACUCUGUCAGAGAUGGCUGAGCUUCGAGAUCAGGAUGCAUCUUUGGUCCAGAGUUUGGCCGGCAAUGCCUUUUGCACCCACGUCAUUGCAACACUGUUCGUUGCUCUAUUGACGGAGUUAACUAAGUAG